CGUGCAAAGGCGCAGAGAGGGACGGAAACCACAAAUAAAUAGCGGCGGCAGCAGCGCGUCAUCUGGUGGAGCAGGAAGUGCAGGCAGAGUCCGGAGGCUGGUGCUUUCUGCGCGUCCCCAGGACUUUGCCAUGGGCUGGGGGCCGAGGAGGCUGCGAACAGCCGGGCAAGGGCAGCGGCAGUGGCGCCCGCACCGGGGCUGAGCGAGCAGAGACGCGCGGGGCGCGGGGAGAUGGCAGCGUCCAGCAACUCUAGCCUGUCCGGCUCCUCGGUAUCCUCCGAUGCUGAAGAAUACCAGCCUCCAAUAUGGAAAUCAUACUUGUAUCAGUUACAGCAAGAGGCUCCUCGUCCCAAGAGGAUCAUUUGUCCUCGGGAGGUGGAAAACAGACCAAAAUAUUAUGGAAGAGAGUUUCAUGGAAUCAUCUCCCGGGAGCAGGCAGAUGAGCUCCUCGGAGGCGUGGAGGGUGCCUACAUCCUCCGAGAGAGCCAGCGGCAGCCAGGAUGCUACACGUUGGCUCUAAGGUUUGGAAACCAGACCUUAAACUACCGGCUCUUCCAUGAUGGGAAGCACUUUGUGGGUGAGAAGAGGUUCGAGUCCAUUCAUGACCUGGUGACGGAUGGCCUGAUAACGCUGUACAUAGAAACAAAAGCUGCCGAAUACAUUUCCAAGAUGACCACAAAUCCCAUCUACGAACACAUCGGGUACGCCACUCUACUUAGAGAAAAGGUGUCCAGAAGGCUGAGCAGGUCUAAAAAUGAAUCAAGAAAAACGAACGUAAUGAAUGAAGAGCACACACCAGUAGAAAAGAUCUCCUCCCUGGUUCGAAGGGCUGCCCUCACACACAACGACAACCACUUCAACUAUGAGAAGACACACAACUUCAAGGUCCACACAUUCCGAGGCCCACACUGGUGUGAAUACUGUGCAAAUUUCAUGUGGGGGCUCAUCGCCCAAGGAGUCCGGUGCUCAGACUGUGGAUUGAAUGUGCACAAGCAGUGUUCCAAGCAUGUGCCCAAUGACUGCCAACCUGAUCUCAAGAGGAUCAAGAAAGUGUACUGUUGUGACCUCACCACACUCGUAAAGGCUCACAACACACAGAGGCCCAUGGUGGUUGACAUAUGCAUUCGGGAAAUUGAAGCAAGAGGAUUAAAGUCAGAAGGCCUUUACAGAGUGUCUGGGUUCACUGAACACAUUGAAGAUGUCAAGAUGGCCUUUGACAGAGAUGGGGAAAAGGCAGACAUUUCUGCCAACAUCUAUCCAGACAUAAACAUCAUCACUGGAGCCCUGAAACUGUACUUCAGAGACUUACCCAUCCCUGUCAUCACGUAUGACACCUAUUCCAAAUUUAUAGAAGCAGCAAAAAUCUCCAAUGCGGACGAAAGGCUGGAAGCAGUCCAUGAAGUGCUGAUGCUACUGCCUCCCGCCCACUAUGAGACCCUGCGGUACCUAAUGAUCCACCUCAAAAAGGUUACUAUGAAUGAAAAAGACAAUUUCAUGAAUGCAGAAAAUCUGGGGAUCGUGUUUGGGCCCACCCUGAUGAGGCCCCCUGAGGACAGCACUCUCACCACCCUCCAUGACAUGCGGUACCAAAAGCUGAUUGUGCAAAUUUUAAUAGAAAACGAAGAUGUUUUGUUCUAAUCCAUCAGGGAGAUGAGCUGAAUGGCCCCAGCCCUAUCCAAGCUGAUAGAGCUAAAGAAAUAAACAUUUCUUACACUUGAUUUGCUUUUCAAACAAGUGACAGAGUUUCCUGGACCGCAGUGGAUCGCAGAGUCUAGUACUGUGUCUCAUAGACACGCCCUCCUCCACAUGAGAACAAGGGUGAGGGCGAGAAAAGCCCCUGGCCUUGGGUCUUUUGCCGUGCCUCGUAUGUAUGUCUGUUUUGCUGGAAGAGUGAUUAAUAAAUCUUUCUUUAACUUAUUAAAAAAAUGUAACUUUUAAGCUUCAGUCUUAUCAGUAAUAAAAGGGAACUUAAUUCAUAAAGGUACUUGAUACAGUUAUACAUUUUCCACUUACAAAAAAGAAGACAAUUCUAUAUGUUAAAUGUUAAAUGAAACCUAUAUUGUAAAAUGUAUUUUUAUUUUAGCUGCAAGAAUGUUAUUUUAUUUUAGCAAACAGAACUCAAUGCAGUGCAUUGAUUAUUACCCUGUGUUCCUUGUCCCAAGUUCUUGCUGUGAUACCCUGAAGAAGUUGACCACGAAUGCAGUAUUACCUUGACAUACCUCUGUCCUUAUCAAUGCUUUUCAGUGAAAUUUCACCUGCCACAUGUGUCCCUGCUUUUGAUAGUUUUUGCUCUUAAGCACUGGCAUUCUGCUAUCGUGUAGUGUAGGUUUAUAGCAAUUAUAGGAUGGCCUGAAGCAUCCCCAGAUUUUCUUCCCAUAAAAAAAAUUGUGAAUUCCCAAAGUAUGUUUUGAAAUUGGUCAUGGUCCUUUCAUAUUAUGUGUGUAUAUCCUCAAACAUGCAGAAUGCGGCUGUUUUACAUAAAACAAUUUGAGGACACAGGAUGUUAUCUGGGCCAUGUAAAAAGUUAGCCCUUGGCCUCUUUCCUCUUUGGCCAAGCUUUUAGAGCUCAUACCUUAAUGAAAAGUUGAAAUUUUUUGUCACAUUUCGGUAUUGAUGCAUAGUGAACCUGCAGAAUAACUGUCAAUUAUUUGUAUUUUUGUUUUAUAAACAAAACUAUUUUUAAAGUAAGAAUGAAUAGGUUGAUUUUUGCCAGCUAUAUCUUCCUCCUUGAGAAAAGUAGCCCUGUUUGGAAAAAUUUCAUAUGAUUUUAUUUCUGUAGUUCCAUCCUAUUGGCUAUAUGGAUCUUUAGCAUGAGCCUUUCCCACCAAGAUUUCUAUAUUUUGUAACAUAGGUGAAAUAUUUAAAACAUCAAAAACUGUAAAUCUAGAUUUGUUUUUUAAAUCCAACUGCCAUGUCUUUCCCUCUGAUUGUCUGAGGUGAUUCAUGUAAUUAUUCACAAGUCUCGUUUUGGAGUGGCCAGAAGAGAAUCACUGUGUGUUAUGUGGCGUGAAAGGAGGAGCAGAGUGUGUUGUCCUGGGGAGUCCUCGGGGCCCUGCAGAUGGACAGAUGGACUCUAUUUGCACCUAGGGGUCAAUAUAGCUUGGCCUGGUCCCUGCUAUUGGCGUUCCUCUCAACUGUACAGAUUUGUUUGUUGUAGCUUAUGUACUUCUUGAUACUGUCAAAAAAUUAUCUGGAAAUGGUUUUAUUUUGUGAAGUGAACAAUACUUUGUAAUUUAUGAUAGUGUAAAUGGAAGGACAAAGCAUUACAUGUAUUAAAUUCUUCUGUCUAUCAUUCUGG
This is a messenger RNA of Marmota flaviventris (yellow-bellied marmot), 3298 nucleotides long. RefSeq names its product chimerin 2 (gene Chn2). Gene Ontology annotation, biological process: regulation of small GTPase mediated signal transduction; signal transduction; positive regulation of GTPase activity. The record is from RefSeq and is a predicted model, not a curated record. Gene Ontology annotation, molecular function: GTPase activator activity. NCBI's taxonomy places the organism in Eukaryota, Metazoa, Chordata, Mammalia, Rodentia, Sciuridae.